Messenger RNA from Triplophysa rosa, 2664 nucleotides. It is a transcript of the gene fkbp5, whose product is annotated as FKBP prolyl isomerase 5. The transcript has 11 exons. Gene Ontology annotation, molecular function: protein binding; peptidyl-prolyl cis-trans isomerase activity. The record is from RefSeq and is a predicted model, not a curated record. NCBI's taxonomy places the organism in Eukaryota, Metazoa, Chordata, Actinopteri, Cypriniformes, Nemacheilidae. Bases 162 to 1595 code for a protein of 477 amino acids.
AGCGUGUUGAUCACUAUUGUUGUGCAGAAGUGCAAAAUACUGCCGGUAGAACAUCUAGUACUCUCGCGCGGAGAGGGCGGGCUCAUUUCCCUUUAAGCCGCUAGGCACAGGUUGUGUUUGCCGGUAAGACUAUCUGAAGUUACACACGUACGGACGGAUAUAUGGUGAAACACAUGAAAGGAACGAGCAACAAAAGGGAAAUAUUGGGCACACGGGUAUGUACGAGUGAUGAAAUGUCAUCUUUAGAAGAUAUUUUGUCCAGUAACCAGUGCCCAACUGCUGUCAUUACCUCCCAAGGCACUGAUGUAACUCCAAACAGGGACAGUGGAGUAUGUAAGAUUGUGAAACAGCAUGGUGUGGAGGGAGAAAGGCCGAUGAUUGGGGAUAAAGUGUGUGUCCACUACACAGGCAGGCUACUCAGUGGAAAGAAGUUUGACUCCAGUCUUGACCGCAAGGAACCUUUUGUUUUCAAUGUGGGCAAAGGUCAGGUUAUCAAGGCGUGGGACAUCGGCGUGUGUUCCAUGCAGAAGGGAGAGGUGUGCUUGCUGCUCUGUAAACCUGAAUACGCAUAUGGUUCUGCUGGUAGCCCCCCAAAGGUUCCUCCUAAUGCCACACUUGUGUUUGAGAUUGAGCUGCUGAGCUUCAGAGGGGAGGUGCUAACAGAAGAUGGUGGAAUUGUUAGGAGAAUAAAGGUUAAAGGUGAAGGCUAUAACAAUCCGAAUGAUGGGGCCACAGUCCAUGUACACUUAAAGGGCUGGUGCGGAGGCUGUUCGUUUGAGUCUCGUGAUGUCACAUUUGUGGUGGGUGAAUCGGUGGACGCGGGUGUACCACUAGGAGUGGACAGGGCCAUGGAAAAAAUGCAAAAGGGGGAAUGCUGCCUGCUAUACUUAAAACCCAAGUAUGGUUAUGGCAAAGAGGGCAAGCCAGAAAAUAACAUUGGAUCAAAUGCAGAACUGUUAUUCGAGGUCACACUUAAAAACUUUGAAAAGGCCAAAGAAUCCUGGGAAAUGGACCUUAAAGAGAAACUUGAACGUGCCGUUUUGGUCAAACAGAAGGGGACACAGUAUUUCAAGGCUGGACGGUACAGCCAUGCUGUAAUUCAGUACCAACAGAUUGUAACCUGGUUGGAGAUGGAGUGUGGGUCAGGAACGGAGCAGCUACAGGCCAUUCAAUCUCUGCUGGUAGUGGCCCAUCUGAAUCUUGCCCUGUGCUACCUGCGUUUGCGCGAGUACUCAAAGACCGUGGAAAACUGCAACAAGGUGAUGGAGCUGGACCCAGACAACGAGAAAGCUCUAUAUCGGCGCGGUGAAGCGCGUCUUUUGCGGAACGAGUUCAGUAUGGCGCUCGAGGACUUCAAGCAGGUCUUGCAGGUCAAUCCCUACAACCGCGCUGCCCGCAGUCAGAUCGCCGUCUGUCAGCGCAAGAUCCGCGAGCACAAUGAGCGGGAUAAGAUGAUCUAUGCAAACAUGUUCCAGAGGUUUGCCGAACACGACGCCAAGGUGGUCAAAUUGAAAAGGAAGAAAGACGACAGCGGACAUUCUGAUCAAAAUAAGCAGGGUCUCAAGAGACAGUGUUUGAGUGAGGAUGGCCCCUAAGGCUUCCGAUGCUACCCGGGAGACCCCAGUAAGAAGGUCAGGCUGGGGGAUGGCUGGUCCUUCCUCGUUAAGCCACAAGGGGCAACAGUAGGGGUGAGGACGAGCCCCUACGCACUUUGACCUACGACCUCGACCUACGACCUCAGUAUCCUAGGCUGUAACAACAAAUGUUGGAGAACAGAUUCUAAUAAAGGUUUAUUGGCACUGAAGAGCUACAAACCUUAAUGACAUUCCUACAAAAAAACAACCAAAGCGCACAAUUCUGUAACCAUCUGUAAACCUUGAAGGUGCACGCCUCGGCUCUAAAAAGGCAUUCAUCAACUGCAUUAAUGUGAUAUAUGGUUUGAUAGAUUUCAUUAUAGACUUGAAUACAACUUAGUACCUUAACUUGUACUGUAUAGUAUUCAAUAUAAAUGCAUUGAUGUUGUGCAUAAUCAGAUUAGGGGUUGAAACUUGCAGUGGUGAGGCGUCUACUGGAGACUGAUGUUUUUUGUAUUAUAUUUGUAUAAGUGUGUAUGAUAUUUAGAUGCAAGUGACCGAAGUGGAUAGCUGGAUUUAGAAGUGCAAUCUUCCCCACUGGGAAAACCUAAUUUGCAGCUCUCCAAGCUGAACGCUUCGAGGAUGAGAGCUGCAACAGGCCUACAUCCACGCAUACACUUUUGAUACUUGUGAGUGCAUGCUUCUCUUCUGCAUUCUGGGAACAUCCUUGAUUUGAGAAUAUAUUUCAACAGGUUAGUUUGAACCUGGAAUCUUUAACUGAAGUUCAAUGCCUUUAUUUUUUUAACUGAGUUCAGUUAACACUUUGAAGCUUCGGGGCUUGGAUGCUUUUUAGACAAAUCUUUUGAAAAGGAAUAUUUCAAAUAAUUGUCCUCUCGAAACCCACUUGUUCAUUUGUUGAAAUACUAACUAUAGUGUGGUUUGCAUGUUUUUUCACUAUGUUCCCCAUGUUUCAGACCUUUGUAAGAAUAAUAAUGAAUUGUUUGUUAACAAUUUUUGUGUAUACAGUUUGAUGCAUUACAGCUGGCCUGUCAAUGAAUAUUUAAAAAUAAAAGACAACAGACUGUUCAAA